Chara braunii is the source of this 1641-nucleotide messenger RNA. The record is from the annotation of a GenBank genome assembly. NCBI's taxonomy places the organism in Eukaryota, Viridiplantae, Streptophyta, Charophyceae, Charales, Characeae.
CCCACCAUCGUGCCAGUGCCACGCCUCCUCUCGUAUGAGGGAGUGCGGACGAGGAUGCUUGACAUCAUUUUCCAUGAGGUUGUAGCGCUUAUAGCCCCAAAGAAGGUGAAGUGGGCGGAUACCGGAUGCACACUAUUGACACGGACCAGACGAACAAGCCGAUUAUGAACUUUAUCGCAGCAGGGCAGUCAGGGCCGGUCCUCAUUCGAACCAUUGACAUGUCGGAACGAGAGAAGACUCACAUCAGUCUCGCUCAGAUUUGGGAGAGCGUCAUUCACGACGACAUUGGAGUUGAUCGUGUCAAUGCGAUAUGCACUGACAACGCUGAGGUGAUGAAGACAACGGCGAGCGUUCUGCAGUCCCACCCGGACCCCCAGAUUGCACGCAUUCCUUGGAUCCCGUGUGCAGCGCAUUGCUUGAGCUUGCUGCAGAGGGACAUUGCUGUGCAACCUUGGGCGCAACUGAUGAAGCGGGCGCACAAGAUUGUUAAGUUCAUGAGAAACAAACAAAAGGCGCAGACACUUCAUCGCAAGGCUGGGGGUUCGUUGAACCUCAAGCGACCUGCGGACAUGCGCUUCAGGAUUGCUUACAUGAUGUUGGAGAGGUUAUGGGACCAGAGGGAGGUGCUUGAUUCAGUGGUUUCAUCUGAUGCUUGGAAACGACUGCGGUGGGCAGGGGAUGCACGGGUGAACGAGCCAGAGGUGCGCAGGCUAUGCAGAUCUGAUUGGUGGUGGAAGGAGUUGAAGAGGGUAAUGGACGUGAUGGAGCCAUGUUACACUUUCCUCAGGGCCAUGGACCUUGACAGAUCGUCACCCUCAGGAUUGUGGGAUUUGGAGUCCAUCCUCACCAGGAUGAUUGACACUUUGCAACUGCCAGCGGGUGAGAAGGCUGAUGUGAUGGAGAUAGUGGCCGAUAGGCGCGCAAUGAUACGUCAGCCUACCCACGCAGCAGCGUAUCUGCUGGAUCCUCGUCGGCGCGACUUAUCAUUGUUAAUGGAUCGCUCAGCGUCAGUUGUUCAGAGCGCGUUGCACCACUUCGCACGACAUUUGGGGGCACGGUGGAACGCAGAGGAGAUGCAUGGCCGCCGGAUCAUCGACCUAUGGUCCGAUAUGGUGGAGGAUCCCCCUGAGGAGGUGGAUGAUGCCGAUGUCAUCCCACCUGACGAGCAAGAAUGGGAGGUCAUGGACCGAGCCAACCGUCGAAAGGACGGUCGUGGUCGGGUGACUUCUGGAGGAGGGGUAAAUGAUGACGGUCUUGGUAUGGAGGUCUGGCAGGAUGUGGUGUGGAUGCACCGCGAGAUGAUGGAGCAGUCGCAGGGGGAAAGGAACAAAGGGAAAGCGCUUGCAGAGGAGCAGCAUGACCUUCUGGACGAGUGGGCGGAGUUGGACCCUCACAGGAACUUUAACGGCAACAUGGAUGGUAGUUUGCAGACGGUGAGAGAUCUCCGGGCGAGGGUGGGAGGUCAUGUAGAUAUGGAGGGUCUAUUGGCCAGAGAUGCUGCGGAGGACAAGGAGGAGCACCGCCAUGAGGACGUGAUCACAUCGUCUCGCGGGAUGGAGACAUGAGGCGCCUCGAGUUCACAGUGUCCCGCCACUUCAGACUGUGAGGUUAUUCCUGAGCGUUCCCAUGGUUGCGACGUGG